AUGAAGAUUUAUGAAGAUGUGAAGGGGGUAACCGAAGGAAACCCCAAAUCCGUCUCACAGUCAACCACUACAACCCUAAAUCUCUCUUCUUUACAGUUGAAAAUCUUUUUGAUGGAUUGUCCAGAUUCUGGUCCUGGCAUGUUCGGUGUAAGUGCUUUCCAAGUUCUUGGUUUUCUUCCUGAGUCAUUGAUACUUCUCGGUUCUUGUGUAACUACAGAUGAAGAGACGAGUCAAGCAGCCAAAAUUAUGCUUCUUUCUGUUAUACCAUUCACAUUCAUCUUAAUCCCAGGAUUAUUUGGUGCAAAUGCUUUUCCUGUAUCGGUUUUGUUCUUCAUUGUAUACUUCAUUUACCAGGUGUUUGAGCCUUCAAUACAAAAAAGAAGAUUAUCAUACGUGAAACACGAGCAUUUAGUUGUGGACAUACUAAAACAUCUACAGGAGCACACUGCGGAUAAGAUAAUCAAUGAAGAUGGUUCAGCAAAUCUAGCAACUAUAAAAGGGAUAUUAAAAUUCCAUGUGCCACCUGUCAUUAUUCACAAAGUUUUUGCUCAAGUUUACUCUUACAUUGAUGCGCAACUCUUCAACAGCCUUCUUAUGCAUAAAGAGUGUUGUACACUUGGGAAUGGUGAGUAUGUGAAAUCAGGGUUAUCUAAAUUAGAAGCUUGGUGUACUAAGGCAACUGCAGAUUUAGAUUUCUGGUAUGAAGAAAUCAAUAGUGCCCCCCCAGAAGUACGAUUGGUGAAAAAUAGGGACAACAAUGAAAUCGAGGGUUUUGCAUUAAUUUAUAGCAUUCAGCCAUCCAUGGAAUCCAUUCGCGACUCUCUUGCUGAGGAGUUGGUUAAAUUGAUAGAGGAGGUUAUUGUUUCUCUUGAUGAUACGAUCAUUCUACAUGGUGGUGGUGAUAAGAAGCAAAUUGAAGAAAGAUGUGAGGAAUUAAGGUCAACCAUUGAGAACAGUUCUGCCAUGUUUGAAAAAGAGAAAACACAAGAGAGAUUAUCAAAGUUGUCAGGAGGUGUUGCAGUCUUUAAGGUUGGAGGGGCUAGUAAGGCGGAAGUUGGAGAAAGAAAAGAUAGGGUUACAGAUGCUCUUAAUGCUACAAGGGCAUUUGUACAAGAAGGAAUAGUUUUAGAUACAAACGCGGAUCAAAAAAGAAGAGCGAAAAUUGUCAAAAAUGCCCUUAAGGCACCAACAUGCACAAUAGUCUCAAAUGUUGGUGGUGAUGUAUCUAGAGAUAGUAAAGUAAAAGUUUUGUUGCAAGGUUUUGUCCUUGGUACUGACAGUGUUGCAAUGCUUUCAUGUUAA
Molecule: messenger RNA, 1302 nt
Organism: Lactuca virosa
Lineage: Eukaryota; Viridiplantae; Streptophyta; Magnoliopsida; Asterales; Asteraceae
Source: the annotation of a GenBank genome assembly